Molecule: messenger RNA, 895 nt
Organism: Cynoglossus semilaevis (tongue sole)
Lineage: Eukaryota; Metazoa; Chordata; Actinopteri; Pleuronectiformes; Cynoglossidae
Gene: atp6v1g1
Product: ATPase H+ transporting V1 subunit G1
Exons: 3
Coding region: 131-487 (118 amino acids)
Biological process (GO): synaptic vesicle lumen acidification
Cellular component (GO): vacuolar proton-transporting V-type ATPase, V1 domain; synaptic vesicle membrane; vacuolar proton-transporting V-type ATPase complex
Molecular function (GO): ATP hydrolysis activity; proton-transporting ATPase activity, rotational mechanism
Source: RefSeq, a predicted model, not a curated record
CACGUGACCGCGCCAGAUCGUGACGUCCUGUCAGCUGACAGUUGCCUCUGUAGUUGGAGUUUUCCUUCGACCUUCAGUUCGGUGAAUCUUCCAUUCCUCUGCAGCACAACUCAGCUCCUGUUCUCCUACCAUGGCGAGUCAGUCUCAGGGCAUCCAGCAGCUGCUGCAGGCCGAGAAGAGAGCCGCCGAGAAGGUGGCCGAGGCCCGUAAACGUAAGAACCGUCGUCUGAAGCAGGCCAAAGAAGAGGCUCAGGCUGAGAUCGAACAGUAUCGUCUGCAGCGAGAGAAGGAGUUCAAGACCAAAGAGGCUGCGGCCCUUGGUUCUCAUGGAAACAGCGCAGUGGAGGUGGACCGCGACACAGUAGAGCGGAUGGCUCGUAUCCAGGCCAGUUACCGCGGUAACAGGGAAGCGGUGCUUGGAGAACUGUUGCGACGCGUCUGCGACAUCCAGCCGGAGUUUCACGCAAACUACCGCGUGGCCGGCUGAGGGGACAAAGCAGGGGCUUAAAGUUCAGGGUGGGACCAUCACGGGGGAGGGGGUUCAUGGAUGUUAGCAACAAAAAAGCUGCAAAUAUUUAUUUUGAAGGCAAUUCCUGCCUCAGCGGGGUGUCAGUAAAUGUCGUGUUACCAUGGUGAUGUUUACAGAAAAUAUAUAUUCAAAUUCAUGUUUGUCCGUUGGUGUAAAACGUCAAAUGUCAAUGUUUGUUGAGGUUUCAAUUAUAAAGUAGAUGGAAUAGAAUGAUUCCAUGAUGUUGUUUUCUCUGAAACGGCCUAUUCUGAUUGGCUGGAAGGUGGUGAUUACUUUGUUGUGAAUUUCUUUUGUGUCCAUGUGAAUUUCUGUUUAUAUGUGAGGUGAUGAUAAUGAUGAUUAAAUUAUAAUAAAUCAACUGGCCUU